AACAAGUGACCGAAAUAUUGAACGACACGGUUUUUUUUUGUAAACAAUGCUUCUGGUGUCAAAUAACAUAUCAUUAGAGUCGUACUACGGUAACGAAACGGUAUCUUUAUUACACUUUGUUUUACCGGCAACGAUACGCUUCAUAAAUAAGAUGAUCUGAUAUCUCUGAGGUGACUUGUCUCUCCAGGCACCUUCCCUCUUCUGCGAUGGACCCGUCUGAUGGCAAGGGGAGCCUGAACCUCAUGGUGGAGGCUGUGGCCCUGAAUCCUGCUGCGGACAGCUCCAACGCACAGAAAGACACCCCGCCUACAGACAUGCUGAGAAUGAAUCAACAGAUGUCCAACCAGUGUUUUGAGAUGGCCGUACAGCUCCAAGCAGGAAAAAGUAAGAGAUCAUGCAGCACAUCUGAAGCUGAAAGAGAUUUGCCAGUUUAUGUCAAAGAGCUGGAAGGAGUCAAGACCCUUAACUUUAACAGCACGUUAACACUGCACAGAAUGCAGAUGUGGCACGCUAUUGGAGAAACAGUGAAGGGGAAUUAUUCAGGGUCGGUUGCCCUGAAAGCUGGGAAUGAUCGCUGCAUGGCUCUUUGUUCACAAAUAAAACAAUGUCAGCAAGAGUCAAAAGAUCUUCAAGAUGAAGUUACCGAAGUACUGAAGAAAAGGCUUGAAAUGAAGCGGCUCAUUGAUGAGAAAAUGAAAGAGAUGGAAGACUUGAAGUCCAAGAAAGAGGACGGGUUUACAGAGAAGUACAAAGCUGCGAUGGAGAAAGGACAGGAGAACCUGGAGAAAUACAGAAAGUUGGGCGUCAUGACACAAAACGUCCUCAGGGGCAUCAUCUUGGCCUGCAGAGUCAACUGGAUGGAAGAUCCCACACUUCGAGACAUCGCCAUGACGCUGGAGGACUUGCCCUUCUCUGACUAAAAAACAAAUCAAUGUAUCUUAUAUUUAUACGUGUCUGUAUUGUAUUGUCAAAUAAAGAAUCAAUAAAAGUA
Messenger RNA from Gymnodraco acuticeps, 991 nucleotides. It is a transcript of the gene cenph, whose product is annotated as centromere protein H. Lineage: Eukaryota; Metazoa; Chordata; Actinopteri; Perciformes; Bathydraconidae. The coding region runs from base 207 to 920 and encodes 237 amino acids. The record is from RefSeq and is a predicted model, not a curated record. Gene Ontology annotation, biological process: chromosome segregation; mitotic spindle organization; kinetochore assembly. Gene Ontology annotation, molecular function: kinetochore binding. Gene Ontology annotation, cellular component: kinetochore; nucleus. The transcript is spliced from 10 exons.